This is a messenger RNA of Corylus avellana, 741 nucleotides long. The record is from RefSeq and is a predicted model, not a curated record. NCBI's taxonomy places the organism in Eukaryota, Viridiplantae, Streptophyta, Magnoliopsida, Fagales, Betulaceae.
CUCACUCACUCCCCCACCAUCAUUUAUUAAGCACCUCCAAAUUUCAAACCCCACCGAAAUUCAAGAAACACAGGAGGAGAAAACGGGCGAGAGAGAGAGAGAGAGAGCAAAGAAUCAGCUGGGCAUAUAUACAUGGCAACGCUUCAGAAGUUCAAGCUGCUGGCGACCCAGUGCGGCGUGGCGCCGAGCCCCACGCGGAGCCCGAGGACGAGCCCGGUUGUCCAAUUCCGUCGCCGCAAGACCACUCUCCGAAUGCUGCUAGGCCGCCGAUCACCUCGCAUGGCUCACCCACUAAUCCCUCCUAUUUGUUCUCCGCAAAAGAAGGAGGACAAGGAUUUGGUGGCGGCGCAGGGACACAAAACUCUCAAGGACCUCUUCGGGUCUUCGCCGCCGUUCGGAGACACGAAAGAGACGAGUGUCGGUUCGAUUGUGAGCGGCGGUUUGAACGUUUGGAAAGCCGGAACGGCGUCUCCGAGGCCGGCCUGGACGGGUUUCCGGCACAGGGCGCUGUUGAGAAGGGCUUGGCGCCCCGUGCUGGUUACUAUUCCGGAGUAAUAAUCAUCUGGGCAUUUACUUAAAUUUAUUUCCUGUAAUAAAUUCGUGAACAUAAUAUGUUAUGUUCCGAUGGAGCAUAAUGCGACUCCCAUGAAAUUGUCUCAAAAAUUUUUGUUAAUCAGUCCGAUGUAUUUGUGUUAUUGCCAUUUGCCAUGCAACUUGGGUGAGUUUGUUGUAAUUUUUAUA